This is a messenger RNA of Bombus huntii, 4642 nucleotides long. It is a transcript of the gene Sec24CD, whose product is annotated as protein transport protein Sec24C. NCBI's taxonomy places the organism in Eukaryota, Metazoa, Arthropoda, Insecta, Hymenoptera, Apidae. The transcript is spliced from 18 exons. The record is from RefSeq and is a predicted model, not a curated record. Gene Ontology annotation, biological process: COPII-coated vesicle cargo loading; intracellular protein transport; endoplasmic reticulum to Golgi vesicle-mediated transport. Gene Ontology annotation, cellular component: endoplasmic reticulum exit site; COPII vesicle coat. The coding region runs from base 165 to 3983 and encodes 1272 amino acids. Gene Ontology annotation, molecular function: SNARE binding; zinc ion binding.
GUGUCUCGUCAGCGUGCAUUAAGCGCAUGCGCAAUGCCACCUUACGUGGCAUCGGCAGCAGUCACUAUUGCAGCGAAAUAUAUUUUCUUCAUUUAGUGUAAACAUUUGUGGAAAUAUUAACCUUUGUUAUGGUUCAAGUACGUUUAAUGACAUAACGAUCAAAAAUGAAUCCACAAUAUAUACAGCAACAACAGUCACAACAGCAGCAACAGUCACAACAGCAACCUAGUUAUUUCUCUGGUCCUCCAACUUCAUCUCCAUAUGGAGAAGUAAAUUCUAAUGUUCCAUCAAAUAUGUUAAAAAGACCCCCAAUGAAUUCACAAUUAUAUGCUUCUCAAAAAACAAUGCAAGGACCUCCCCUUACUAAUUUACAUCAACCUCAAGCACCAUAUUAUGUGAAUAAUAUACAAACACAAGGAAAUACUCAAUAUGAAUUAUCUACAAACAAUCCACAUAUUAUACCACCUCCAGCAAGUCAAAAUAAUGUAGUUAAUCAAAUGUCAAAUAUGUCUUUGGGAGAUCAACAAAGACCAUCAUCUGUGCAAAAUUUCCCUCCACCACCUUUACCUGGAAAGAACAGUCCGACAAUAUCUACACCUUCAAAUGUGAAUGGUUUUAAUAAUUUAUUAGAAACAUCAUCAGGGAGUGGUUCCACAGGGCAAACUGAUCCUGGUGGAAAAUCUGGAUCAGCUAUUUCUGGACAGAAUGUGCAAGAGCAAAAAGCAGCUUUAAAAGCUUCUACACCACAGCUUACUGGUCUUCCAUUUUCAGGACAUUCUACAGGGACUACUUCUAGCCAUUAUUAUACUGGACAAACUUCACAGCCUGAACAAGCAUUCAAUGCAGGAUUGUCUUUAAAUCAACAUCAACCUGGUCAAAUGAACGUUACUGAUACAUCUGAACAAUCGAAUUUUCCUAAGCCACCAAUGGGGCAGAGAUCUACAGCUCCACCAUUACAGGGGCAACAAAAUGUAUCUAGUUUAUCUUUGCCUGGGCAGCAAAAUCUCUCUAACCCAAUAAUACCGGGUCAAACAAAUAUAUCAGAGCCUCCAUUAUCAAAUCAACAAAUACAUAACAACAUGCUCAUGCAAGGUACACAUGGACAACAAAAUUUAAUAGGACCACCAAAACAAAAUUUGUCAAAUCCACAAACUCAACAAACAUUGUCUGGUCCUCCUAUCUCUACACCACCCUUACCAGGACAACAUUAUUCUUCAUUACAAGGACAACAAAAAUCUGGUCAUUCCUUUGGUCCACCUCCAAUACCAGGCCAGCAAAGUGGUGCCCCACCUUCAUUAACAACUCAACAGGGCUUUAAUAGGCCACCAUUAUUAGGACAACAAAAUUUACCAAAUUCACAAAUGCCACCUCCAUUACCUGGUCAACCAAUGGGACACAUGAUAAAUUCUGGUACAAAUUUACCACUAUCUGGGCAAAGACCAUACACAUCUGGGCCACCAAUGCAGGGACAACAUAUGGGAAAUCCUGUAGGAGUUAGUCGUAGCUCACCCAAUGCAAUGCCUAUCAACUAUCAACAUACAGGAUAUCAAGGCUAUAAUAACGAUAUGUAUAAUGCUCAAAGAGGUUCAUAUCCAGGUAUUUCACCAGGCGUAACGAGUGGAUAUCAGCCAGGUAUGCAACCACAACAAACUAGACGUUUAGAUCCUGAGCAAAUGCCAAGUCCGAUUCAAGUAAUUCAAGAUGAUCAACGUGUAAAAGGUGGUGUAUUCUUAACAAAUCAAAAGGGAUUGGUUCCGCCAUUAGUAACCACCAAAUUCAUAACGCAGGAUCAAGGUAAUGCAUCGCCUAGAUAUAUCAGAUCUACUAUGUACACUGUUCCUACCACAGCAGAUAUUAUAAAACAAACGAAUGUUCCAUUUGGUCUAAUAGUAAGUCCAAUGGCUCGUAUAGCGGAAGGAGAAUACGAACCACCUAUUGUAGAUAUGGGUGAAAUUGGUCCAGUGCGCUGCGUGCGAUGUAAAGCAUAUAUGAGUCCAUUUAUGCAAUUUAUUGAUGCAGGAAGAAGAUUCCAAUGCAUGUUUUGUAAAGCAACAACUGAAGUUCCAGCAGAGUAUUUCCAACAUCUGGAUCAUACUGGACAACGUAUGGAUCGUUAUGAAAGACCAGAAUUAAUGUUAGGAACAUAUGAAUAUAUUGCUACUAAAGAUUACUGCAGAAACAAUGUUUUUCCAAAACCACCAGCUAUUGUGUUCGUGAUUGAUGUAUCAUACAACACAGUUAAAUCUGGUUUAGUUAAUUUAUUAUGCAUGCAAAUGAAGUCAAUCUUGCGACAUUUACCCGUUGACGCUGGUCAAUCGAAAACGAACAUGAAAGUAGGAUUUAUAACGUACAAUAAUACGGUGCACUUUUACAAUAUUAAUUCCUGCCUUGCUCAACCACAAAUGAUGGUUGUGGGGGACGUACAAGACGUUUUUAUGCCACUUCUUGAUGGAUUUUUAUGCGAUGUCGAAGAAAGCGAAUCUGUUAUUGAUGGUUUAAUGACACAAAUACCAGCAAUGUUUGCAGACACACGUGAAACAGAAACAAUUCUUGCACCAGCCAUCCAGGCCGGAUUAGAAGCAUUAAAGGCUUCAGAUUGCUCUGGGAAAUUAAUGGUUUUUCAUUCUUCUUUGCCCAUUGCUGAUGCACCUGGUAAACUGAAAAAUCGUGAUGAUCGUAAAGUACUUGGAACAGAGAAAGAGAAAACUGUAUUAGCGCCGCAAAAUAAUGUUUACAAUAAUCUAGGUCAAGAUUGCGUAGGUGUGGGUUGUUCUGUAGAUUUGUUUGUUUUCAAUAAUUCAUAUGUGGAUCUUGCGACAAUAGGACAAAUUGCCAGAUUAACUGGUGGAGAAGUUUAUAAAUAUACUUAUUUUCAGGCUGAUGUAGAUGGUGACCGUUUAGUUUCGGAUGUUAUUAAUAACAUUAGUAGACCAAUUGCAUUUGAUGCCAUUAUGCGCGUACGUACCUCUACCGGUGUUCGCGCAACUGAUUUCUACGGUCACUUCUUUAUGUCAAAUACUACAGAUAUGGAAUUAGCUAGUAUAGAUUGUAAUAAGGCCAUUGCUAUAGAAGUGAAACAUGAUGAUAAACUAACAGAUGAUGAAGGUGUAUAUAUUCAAGCAGCUUUGUUGUACACUUCCUGCAGUGGAGUUAGGAGACUACGUAUUAUUAACCUUAGUUUAAAAACGUCGUCUCAAAUGGCUGAAUUAUAUCGGACUUGUGACCUAGAUGCUAUCAUAAAUUAUUUCUCUAAACAAAGUGUGUUUAAACUAAUUGAAUCAACUCCAAAAACCGUGAAAGAUAAUUUAAUUUCAAGAUGUGCUAAUAUAUUGGCGGCAUAUCGAAAACAUUGUGCUUCUCCAUCAAAUGCUGGUCAAUUGAUAUUACCAGAAUGUAUGAAAUUACUCCCACUCUACAUCAACUCGUUAUUGAAAAGUGAUGCAAUAUCUGGAGGUGCUGAUAUGACUAUUGACGAUAGAUCUUUUGUUAUGCAAGCAGUUGCAACUAUGCCAAUUUCUAUAUCAGUUGUGUAUAUCUAUCCGAGAUUACUUCCUUUACACGAUAUUGACCCUCAAGAUUCAGAGUUACCACAAAUAUUGCGCUGCUCCAUUGAUAAAUUCACUGAUGAUGGCGCGUACUUACUGGAAAACAGUAUCCACAUGUUCCUGUGGUUAGGCCUGGCACUUUCCCCACAAUGGGUACAGGCAGUAUUCGGUGUCCCAUCAGUAGUUCAAGUUGACACAGACUGUACUGCACUGCCAGUAUUAGAUACUCCACUAAAUAAACGGAUUACCGAUAUCAUUAAUCGUGUACGUAUGGAAAGGCACCGUUGUAUGAGGUUAACUAUAGUAAGACAACGUGAAAAAUUAGAAAUGGUAGUACGUCAUUUCUUGAUUGAGGAUAGAGAAAACGAUGGAAGCCCGAGUUACGUUGAUUUUCUUUGCCAUAUGCACAAAGAAAUAAGAACACUUCUUAGCCAAUAAAAUGAAUAUUAAAGAGCAAUCAGUUACCUUAUGUUGAAACCCUAGCUUGCUACAUGUUUGUGACUGUUGUCAUGUUAUGUCGAGGAUCAGUUAGAUUAUUAAAACGAAAUUCAUUCAAAGCUCAAUGGAAAGCAUAGGUUGUGCGUGCAUUCAUAUGCAUCAUGACAAAAAAAAUAUGAAGCAAAACUUAACAUAUAUUUGUAACAUGAUACCUAUAAAAGGGCAAUGAGAACUUUACAAAAUAACUAAUCAUUCCGUGGAAAAGAAUGGUGUAUUUGACAUCAUAUGAAAACAUCCGAAUGCACUCAUACAGUGAUUUAUACAUGAAUUGUAAACGUAAACUUGUAUUAUUACAUUUUAUUUUAACUAGCUCAUUAAUGUUAUCAUUAUGUUAAAUUAAAUAAUAAAAAUGUAUUAAAUCAUUAUAAAUUUAUAUAUGAAAACAAUAUCUUGUGUUAAUUGAAUAAUACUACUGCAAUGAAAGCUAUUUGUAUGUUAAUACUAUUUUACUAAUAUUAUAUAUUACAAUUUGAAAAAUGUUUUAUAUUUGAGAGUGCAUAUAAAACAGUUAUAUGACAUUUUUUAUUAUAUUUUAAUUUCCACUUUUAAAUAUAGCGUUAUUGUGAGUUAUGUCUAAUAAAUUUCAUAUAUGUACAUUA